Molecule: messenger RNA, 1495 nt
Organism: Trifolium pratense (red clover)
Lineage: Eukaryota; Viridiplantae; Streptophyta; Magnoliopsida; Fabales; Fabaceae
Exons: 2
Coding region: 116-1324 (402 amino acids)
Source: RefSeq, a predicted model, not a curated record
CAUCAUGAUCCCACACAUAAAAGUAAAGAAGAAAAAAACAGUAGAAAAGGAGAACUAAUUCUCUUCUUUGCAGCACUUUUUACUCAAUUGUUCAAGCACUUUCUCAAAAAGAGAAAUGGAAUCUGCACAAAAAGACUCACUAGUUUCUCACUUUAGCCAUCCACAUCUUUUGGAACACACUAACAGUAACACACCCUCCAAAACAAACAUAAAGUGCUUUGCAUGCAACCUAAGAAUCACACAUGAAGAAGAUUACUACAUGUGUAAAACUUGUCCUUUUUUUCUUCACAAUGUUUGUUACAAGACACCUUUAAUAACAAACCACCCUUCACAUCCAAAACAUGAUCUAUUCCUCUUUGUUAUACCUUCAUCACCUGUUACAAAAACCACCUUCAAUUGCUUGGCUUGUAAGCAACAUGUCAUUGGUUUUUGUUAUCAUUGUUCUGAAUGUAACAUCUUCUUUCAUUCUCUAUGUAUCACACUUCCUCUCUCACUUUCAAUCACACAACAUCCGCAUAAAAUAAAGCUCGAAUUUUCGCCACCCUAUGAUUUCUUUUGUGACUUGUGUAACAAUAAUAAACCUAGUUAUAAAGGGUGGCUCUAUAGGUGUAGUAUGUGUGAAUUUGAUAUACAUAUAGCUUGUGCAGUUAAGAACAUUGAACCUCAUUUGUUAAGGCAAAAAGGGAGUGAUUAUAACUAUAAGAUCAUGAAUUUGGUGUCACAAGGAAUUAGAAAUGAGAGUGCAGUUUCUGGAUGGAAUAAGAAAUUGUUUAGUCCAUUGAAAAAACAUAGCACAAGCAAUGGAAAAAGCAUUGAAUUGCAAGAAACAGAAAAAAUCACAAGUACUAAUUCUGUUUCUUUAGAAAUUUUGGAAGAUAUUACUCCGCUUCGCGAUAAAAUGACUCCUCUUUCUGAUGAUAGAAGUCCACUAUCAUCAAGUCAACAAUUUAGUGACUCAUAUUUUUCAAUAGAUUUGAACAAGUCUUAUUCAACAAAUCAUCAUGAUCAUAGAAGUCAGGUACGAAAAGAAGUUAAUAGCGAUUAUAUUAGCCGAAAUGUUGUGUCAAGUAAUUCAAGGCAAGGUGAAGAAGAAUCAAUUGGUGUAGUUGAUUAUUGGCUAAAAAAUCAUUCACACAAGGAUAAGAUGAAUGCAGCAUUUUCCAAAGGAGGUAGUGAUUUUGAAGAAUCAAGUCAGAAAGUUGUAGUGAAAAAUCCUAAAGAAAGAUUGGCCAAGUGGCCUGUUAAAGAUCAAACAGCCAUAAGAGUAGAAUCAGAAAGAAGCAACCAUUCAGGUUGGAGGAAGUUGCUAAAUUGUUGCCUUUAGCAAGUGCCACAAGUCUCAGAAGUACUUCACACAAGUUUUUUCUACAAAGUACUACUUGAUAAAUUUAGUCUUAUAUUGCAACAAUUAAAAAAAAAGUGAGACCCUCCUUAAUUUGUAUUGAUUAUUUUUGAAACAAUUAAGUUAUAAUUUUUGAAUGCAUUUACAGAACAU